GCAGGAGAGACCGCGCCUUUGCCGCCUCUGCCGAGGACGCCGCGGGAUAGGAGGAGGACCGAGGGCUGAUGACAUGAGGGCGCCGUCUCCCGAGUGAUGGCAGCGCGCGCUGCCUCGCCGCCUCCGCCGCUCAGCCCCGGACUCCUUACGUCAGGGUAGCUGGGUCCCCCCUCCGCGCGGGAGCCAGCGAGCAGCGGGAGAGCAGAGCAGAGCGCGCCACGGAGCCGGGGCGCCCUCAUUGCGCGCCGCACCCCGCCGAGCCCCGCCGAGCCCCGCCGAGCCGGGCACCAGGCAGCGCCGCCGAGCCCGCGCGGGACGCCGCAUCCGCACCCGUCGCUCCCAGCCGCCGCCGCCCGGACCCGUGGGGCGCCGGGCUCAGCCUGGGCGCCCCCCGCCAUGCGCGCCGGGGUCCGCGGCUUCCCCGAGCAGCCCCAGCGCGGUGGGCACCGGCACCGGGGCCGAGGCGCCUCUCGCUAGAAGUGGUCGGGCGCCCGGAGCAGGGGGUCGCCACGUCGGGGACGCGGCCCGGACUCGCGGAGUCGGCCCCUGAGCGCGGGGAGCGGGGCCGCCCGCGCCGCCCCACCAUUACCUCCCCGGGCGGCAAGGAGGAGCUGGUGGCGGUCGCCUCCCGGCUGUGGCAGCGGCGGCGGCGCGCCUGCCUGGCGGCCGUCGGCGUGCUCCUGGCCAUGGCUCUGGGGCUGCUCAUCGCCGUGCCGUUGCUGCUGCAGGCGGCGCCCCCCGGCGCGGCGCACUACGAGAUGAUGGGCACCUGCCGCAUGAUCUGCGACCCGUACAGCGCCGCACCCGGCGCGGGGCCCGCGGGAGCCAAGGCGCCGCCGCCCGGACCCAGCACUGCCGCCCUGGAAGUCAUGCAAGACCUGAGCGCCAACCCCCCUCCCCCUUUCAUCCAGGGACCCAAGGGCGACCCGGGGCGACCCGGCAAGCCCGGGCCGCGGGGGCCCCCUGGAGAGCCGGGCCCUCCUGGACCCAGGGGUCCCCCAGGGGAGAAGGGCGACUCGGGGCGGCCCGGGCUGCCCGGGCUGCAGCUGACGGCAGGCACGGCAGGCGGUGUCGGGGUGGUCGGUGGCGGAACCGGGGGCGGUGGCGACUCUGAAGGCGAGGUGACCGGCGCGCUGAGCGCCGCCUUCAGCGGUCCUAAGAUCGCUUUCUACGUGGGUCUCAAGAGCCCCCACGAAGGCUACGAGGUGCUCAAGUUUGACGACGUGGUCACCAAUCUCGGCAAUCACUACGACCCCACUACCGGCAAGUUCAGCUGCCAGGUGCGCGGCAUCUACUUCUUCACCUACCACAUCCUCAUGCGUGGCGGCGACGGCACCAGCAUGUGGGCGGACCUCUGCAAGAACGGGCAGGUCCGGGCCAGCGCCAUCGCUCAGGACGCCGACCAGAACUACGACUACGCCAGUAACAGCGUGGUGCUGCACCUCGAUUCAGGGGACGAGGUGUACGUGAAGCUGGACGGCGGCAAGGCGCACGGAGGCAAUAACAACAAAUACAGCACGUUCUCCGGCUUUCUUCUGUACCCGGAUUAGGAGCGCAGGCAGCGCGAGGUGGAGUGGCUUCGGGCAGCCCUGGGCCCGUGGCGGAGAGCUGUUCCCUGGCUGGAGAGGACCACUCUCGCUUCAUAACUCUUCCUGAUAUCUAUGGAAAAGACACAUCCCUGCUGUCCUCCCUGCCCCCCUCCAGACCUCAGCGUGUCUGCAACUCACCAAGCUCGCUCAGCUCUGGGCUGUCCUCCCGGUCCCUGUCCCCAACCUGGGGAGGGAGAAGGGGAUGCCCUAGUGGCGAGGUGAGCGGGAACCUGAACCCCAGAGGUGGAGGCAGCUCAGUGCAGACUUUGCAAACGUGAUUGGACUGGACAGGCCCGGCGGGAGGCCUGCCCUUCCAGCCCUCCUCCCUCUCCGAGUCCCCUGAGACGGAGGGCUCCCAGCCCUGGCCAUCGAGGUAGGCCAAAGUGAGCAGGAGCUCCCUGGGGCAUCCUUCUUCGUGACCCCAAAAUACCUGUGCAAAUUUCCCUGUCCAUCAGCCAAAACCACCCGCAGCAGAAUCCCAGCAAACGGAAAAUUCACCUCUCCACCGCACUCCCGGGUCAGACCCACCUUGAUGCAUUAAAUUAUGUUUUUAGACCAUG
This is a messenger RNA of Leopardus geoffroyi (Geoffroy's cat), 2149 nucleotides long. RefSeq names its product complement C1q like 2 (gene C1QL2). NCBI's taxonomy places the organism in Eukaryota, Metazoa, Chordata, Mammalia, Carnivora, Felidae. The record is from RefSeq and is a predicted model, not a curated record. The transcript is spliced from 2 exons. Gene Ontology annotation, molecular function: protein binding. The coding region runs from base 687 to 1550 and encodes 287 amino acids.